AUGCUCGGCGCGGUUGCAGUACGGGGGCCCAGUGGGUCGGCGGUGAACGCGAGCUCAGUAGCGUUCAGCCCCACUAGUUGCGAGGAAUUCGGGCAAGGCGCUCGCUUCGCUCCCCACGAUGUCGUCGACUCCCUGUGGAGGAUAUUUUACUUUUGGGCGGAGGGUAUGGAAAUUUCUACGAUAUUGUUCGCCCUGCCGUCGGUAAAGAAAGUGAACGAUUUCAAGAAUAUAGUUAAGGCUGUAGUUCCAGACAUUCAGGUUCAAUGGGAAAAUGCUGCAAUAUUUAUGGAACCGCGACUGGGAGUUCGUGUCUUGCUUAUGAACGUCGGUCACGAUGGAUCUUUUGUGGCGCUCGUCAAGAUCGAACAUUUGGAUGCAGACCGUUCGUUAAGGAGACCACACAUACAUCUAACAACAGUGCAAAUGAAGAUAGCGGGUCGCUACUUGGGUAUCGUUAACUGCAUCGAUCAUACUGCCUUUGCUUUGGCUAGGGUGGCCGAGAUGCCACAGACGCAGAACGAAUGUAAUGCAGCAGCUGCUAGCUUGGGAUUAGAUACGCGGAGCGGGAAAUCAUAUUUGUCUAUGGAGAAAGCUCACGUGAUUGAUGAACUU
Iphiclides podalirius (scarce swallowtail) is the source of this 612-nucleotide messenger RNA. The record is from the annotation of a GenBank genome assembly. Lineage: Eukaryota; Metazoa; Arthropoda; Insecta; Lepidoptera; Papilionidae.